AACAUGGCGAUCAAAUUCAGGUCCUUAAUUUUGUGCCUUGUGGCGGUAAUAGCAAUGUUGAUGAUAGGGCUCCUGCCCCGAGGAACCCAAGGAGUUGUGUUGUGCAACACCGACACGACGAAGCUGAGCUUGUGCCGUCCGGCGGUUACUGGGCCGCACCCUCCGCCGCCCACGGAGGCCUGUUGUGCCGUUGGUCGGCAUGCCGAUCUGGCUUGCCUCUGCAAGUACAAGUCGGUGCUUCCUGCACUAGGGAUUGACCCCAAGAAAGUCAUGGCUUUGCCUGCUAAGUGUGGUGGCACCGCUCCUCCCCAAUGCAAAGGGAAUUGAAGGUAUUCGUUAACUUGGUGAUUAGCUUGCCCAAGCUCAAGAACUUCCUCAAAUUAAAGUUUAAGGAUUAUUCUGCCCUUUUGCUUAAAAAUAAAUUAAUAUUAUAUUGUUAAUCAGUUCGCCAAAUAAAUUAAUAAAUUAAUAUCAAAAUAAUUAUUUGCUGUCAUUUUUAUAUUGGCCACGUAUUUGGUGUAUGUUAAUUGAAAAUUGCAAAUGAGUGUCUGCUCUUGUUGCAAUACUUUUUACGUU
Molecule: messenger RNA, 576 nt
Organism: Neltuma alba
Lineage: Eukaryota; Viridiplantae; Streptophyta; Magnoliopsida; Fabales; Fabaceae
Product: putative lipid-transfer protein DIR1
Exons: 2
Coding region: 4-327 (107 amino acids)
Biological process (GO): systemic acquired resistance
Molecular function (GO): fatty acid binding
Source: RefSeq, a predicted model, not a curated record